Messenger RNA from Auxenochlorella protothecoides, 2538 nucleotides. Its product is annotated as Soluble inorganic pyrophosphatase 1, chloroplastic. Gene Ontology annotation, biological process: phosphate-containing compound metabolic process. Gene Ontology annotation, cellular component: cytoplasm. The transcript is spliced from 11 exons. The record is from RefSeq and is a predicted model, not a curated record. Lineage: Eukaryota; Viridiplantae; Chlorophyta; Trebouxiophyceae; Chlorellales; Chlorellaceae. Bases 1 to 2538 code for a protein of 845 amino acids. Gene Ontology annotation, molecular function: magnesium ion binding; inorganic diphosphate phosphatase activity.
AUGCCGUUGAACCUUCAAAUGUCCAAUCGCUUCCACAGGUUGCCGCUAUGGGGUGAACCGGAGGAAUGGGGGUAUCGCCUCUUCCUGACGGCCGACAACUUCACCGUAUCCCCUUGGCACAGCGUUCCCCUGAACGCCGGCAAGGACCUGCACACCUUCAUCGUUGAGAUCCCAAAGAACACCGCAGCCAAGUAUGAAGUCCAGACGGAGGAGGCGCUGAACCCCAUUCAGCAGGACCUGACGAGCAACGGCUCUCUCCGCUACUACCACUCGGACAUCCCGUGGAACUAUGGUCUCCUGCCCCAGACGUGGGAGGACCCGGACUACCUCAACCCUGAUGUAAACGCCACGGGUGAUAACGAUCCCACGGACGUGGUUGAGAUUGGAGGGUCUGCACUUGAGACUGGCAGCAUCCAUCCAGUCAAGGUUCUGGGAGCCUACGCUCUGAUCGACCAGGGAGAGCUUGACUGGAAGGUCAUCGUCAUCUCACAGGCCGAUCCCCUGGCCGAGAGACUGAAUGACAUCGAGGACGUGGAGAGGGAGCUCCCGGGGGAACUGGAGAGGAUUCGUGUUUGGUUCAGGGACUCCAAGCUCCUCGAUGGAAAGCCUGCCAACACCUUUGGGUUCGAUGACCAGCCCGUGGACCGUGCACAGACGCUGGGGGUGAUCAACCAGACGCAUGGUUUUUGGCUGGACCUGGUCAGUGGGGCACGUGAGAACACAGAGAGCAAGCAAGAGGGGGCUCUCGAUCUAGACCGCGUCGCCCCUGCAGAGGCCGAGGAGCUGGCUGCCCGAGUCACCGAGCUGGAGUCCAAAGUCCUGGAUUGGCAGCAGCAAUACGAUGAUCUCUUCAAUGAGUAUGAAACAGCACGCAAGUUCUACCAGGGAUUGGAGGGUCACCUGGACCAGGCCCACGCCGCCGCCAUCAAGGAGAAGCGGCGGCUGACGGCCUCGGUGGCGGAGGAGGCUCGCCGCGCUGCAGUGGCCCAGACCCUGCUGGAAUCGGAGCGGGCCGCCAGGGAUGAGGCGGAGGCCAAGCUGGCGGCGCUGAGGGAAACUGUGGAGGAGCUGCAGGCCCGCCUGCAGGUGGCCAGGCAGGAGAGCAAGGCCGCGGCCGACGCCGCCCAGCUCGCCGUGGAGGAGGCCCACGCCGGGCUGGCCAGCGCGGAGGCCGCGUCGGCGGCCCUCCGCAGCGAACUCCAGGAGGCCCGCGCCGCCGCGGAGGUUGCCGAGGCUGCCGCCGAGGCCGUGCGGCAGGGAGGCCGUGCGGCGGCCGCGGCCGCCGAGGAGCGGACGGCGGAGGCGCAGCGCGGCCUGCGCGCCUCGGCCGACGCGCUGGAGGAGGCGGAGCGCCAGCUGGCGGAGGCGCGGGCCAUGCUGGCGCGCAGCGAGGUGCUGGAGGCGGAGCGCUCCGCCGGCCUGGCCAGGCUGGAGGAGGGCCAGGGGCGCCUGGCGGCGCGCGAGGCGGCGCUAGUGGCGCGCGAGGCGGAGCUCGAGGCGGGACUGCGGGACCUGCGAGACCGACGCGCCGAGCUGGAGGUCGCGCGCGGCGAGGCGGAGGCGCGGGUUGCUGGACUGGGGGCGCGCGAAGCCGCGCUGCGCGAGGAGGAGGUGGCGCUGACCGGGCGCGCCAUGGGCCUGGCCAGCAUCGCCGAGGAGCUGGAGCGUCGCGAUGGCUUGCUGGCCGGGCGGGAGGCCGAGGUUGCCGCCGGCGAGGCAGGGCUGCGGGAGCGAGGCGCUGCGCUGGAGGCGCGCGAGGCCCAGGCCACAGCGCGGGAGGGCCACUUGGAGGCGCGAGAAGCCGACCUGGCGGCGAGGGAGGUCGCCCUGGCGGCCCGGACCGCGGUCCUUGAAGGAGAAGGCCGGGACAGGGACGUCGUGAAGGGGCAGUCCCCCGGCAAGCGGGCGCGGUGCGAGGACGCAGCCCCAUUGAGUCCCCUGCCUGUCGUGGAAGAAGGCAUGGAGGAAGAAGAUGCGGGCGCCGAUGAGUUCCUGGACGCCCUGGAGGAGCUGCCCGCCCGGCCUGCAGGCAGGAUGUCAGCCAAGCGGGCGGUGACCAAGUCGAACGCCGCUGCCUCCUCCUCUCCUGCCCGACAAGAGGCGCGGUCGGCGGCGGGACGCAGGAAGACGGUGAGCAAGGCGAAGUCUCACCCACCUGCCGAGGAUGCGCCCAUUGCUGCCGAGGAGGCACCCGCUCCGGCCGAGGAGGCACCCGCUCCGGCUGAGGAGGUGCCCGCUCCGGCUGAGGAGGCGGCGCCAUCGCAGUCUGCGGCGUCGCGGCCAGGGCGCGCCACCAAGACCCCCGCCAAGCCACGGCCGGCGCCCACGCAGUCUGCGGCGUCCCGGCGCCGGACUGCAGCGGCCCCAGCCCCUUCACAGGAGCCAGCCAGCCCCAGCGUCACGCGGCGGAGCGCGAGGCUGGCUGCCCGCCCCACACGCAGCAGUGCACGGACUGGGGCGCCAGAUGGUGGCGAGGAGGUGGAGAAGGUGGUGGGCAGCCCCACGCGGUCAAUUCGGUCCCGGGCCAGGCAGGGAUGA